GGUCUCCAUACUACGACAACGUGAGGCCUCUCUCCUACCCAGACUCAGACGCUGUCCUCAUCUGUUUUGACGUCAGCCGUCCUGACACACUCGACAGCGUAAUAAAGAAGGUGUGUACCACAGGAGGUUGGUGGCACCUUAAUUGGGGAGGACGUGCUCAUGGUAAUGGUUGGAGCGGAAUGGGUGGAAUGGUAUCAAAUACACCAAACACAUGGUUUCCAUGUGUUCAAUGCCAUUCUUUCUCUCCGUUUCAGCCAUUAUUAUGAGCCAUCCUCCCCUCAGCAGCCUCCACUGGUGUGUACCUACCAUUAGUCAACCUCUACAGCCUUUAGAAUAUGGACCUUCAUGUGUUCCUCUUUUACCUCACUUGAAAGAAACUACAUGUCCAGUUUUAAUAUCCUUUUCACUUGACCUGGCCCAGAACGUUUUCCCAGUAAUUUCCAGUUUAAUUCCAUUUUUUUCCACUUAGCCCACUAGAGAGUUGAGGUACAGACAGAGGUCGUAAUGGGUUAGGGGGCGUUAGAGUGAGAGGAUGGGAGGGAAAGGUAGGGUCGGGGCCUGAGAGCGCUUUUAGUGUCCUCUGAUGUGACUUUGCCAUAGAAAAAAGAACCAUGAGAAGGUUCCGUUCCAAAACAGAGUUCCUUCCUUCCUCUUGGCCAGUUCAAACAAUCACCUGUCUGUACAACACUGAACAUGAUCCCCUCAAUGUCCAGCCAGUCAGCCAGCCAAACACUCCUUGUUCUCGAGACUGCAUUAGUAGCAGAUUAUAUUCACCAAUUAAAGCCUUGUUCUCCAGACUGCAUUAGUAGCAGAUUAUAUCCACCAAUUAAAGGCCAUUGAUCCCAGAGUGUUUAUUGUGUUUGAGAGGAAACGUGAAGGAUUAUCUAUGGCCUUAAAGCCUCUGAUACUGCAUUCCUUCCUGGGUUCAAAGCCGUGUGACGCAGCAUGGUAACAGGAAGUGGCUUUGUCCGUCAGAAGGAGAGGGCUCAGGUUCUGUCUGAAGAAAGUGUACAAGUCGUCAAAUACUUGAUACCUCCAGUCCUUGAUUCCUCAAUUCCUCUCUCUCUCUCAAAAUCCAUUGGAGGAGAGGCUCCAAGGUCCCUCCUCUUGUACCUCUGCAUCCAAUGAGCUUUGAGAGGGAGGCGAGGAAUUGAGGAAUCAAGGAUAGGAGGAGGCAAGGAUUUGAUGGCUAGUCUGGAUCUGUCCUCCCAGUCUCAAUGACUUUCUCUGUCCUCCACAGUGGAAAGGGGAGAUCCAGGAGUUCUGUCCCAACACCAAGAUGCUCCUGGUGGGCUGCAAAUCGGACCUGCGCACAGACCUCUCCACGCUGGUGGAGCUAUCCAAUCACAGACAGAUGCCUGUGUCAUAUGAUCAGGUACGGUGGUUGUAGAGUGCAUUGUCUUCAGAUUUGGGGUCAAUUUCAUUUCAAUUUAGUCAAUUCAGGAAUUGAACUGAAAUUCCAUUUCCAAUGUGUUUUCUUUCUACAGGGUUCCAACAUGGCCAAACAGAUCUCAGCCCCCUACAUCGAGUGCUCAGCCCAGCAGUCAGAGAACAGCGUCAGGGACAUUUUCCACGUGGCCACCUUGGCCUGCGUCAACAAGAACAACAAGAACGUCAAACGCAACAAAUCCACCAGAGGCAACAAAAGGAUCUCGCACAUGCCCAGUAGGCCCGACCUCACGGCGGUAGCAUCAGACCUGCGGAAGGACAAAGCGAAGAGUUGCAGUGUCAUG
Molecule: messenger RNA, 1733 nt
Organism: Coregonus sp. 'balchen'
Lineage: Eukaryota; Metazoa; Chordata; Actinopteri; Salmoniformes; Salmonidae
Source: the annotation of a GenBank genome assembly